Suillus bovinus is the source of this 324-nucleotide messenger RNA. RefSeq lists its product as uncharacterized. The record is from RefSeq and is a predicted model, not a curated record. Lineage: Eukaryota; Fungi; Basidiomycota; Agaricomycetes; Boletales; Suillaceae. The transcript has a single exon. The annotation marks the transcript as partial.
AUGGAGUCGGACCACUCUCUUUUCACACGCUAUUCUCCUUAUAACCCACCUUUAACCGUAAAACUUGCCAAUAAUGAUGUCAUUUUCGCUCUGGGCUGGGGGGUCAUAAGGUUAAUGAUCAACAAUGGUGCAACAUGGGAGCCUAUUGAGCUACCAUUCUUACAUGUUCCUGAUCUACGAUGCACUUUGAUAUCUGUUUCAGCGCUCACAUCAGAGGGUGUUUUCUUUGAAACUGACGCCAAAGGAGCUGGCAUGCACCAUGCGGAUGGCACCACUAUUGCGCAAGUAGAUUGCAUCGAUGGACUGUACUAUCUUCGCGCGAAG